Molecule: messenger RNA, 1886 nt
Organism: Vollenhovia emeryi
Lineage: Eukaryota; Metazoa; Arthropoda; Insecta; Hymenoptera; Formicidae
Gene: Nsun5
Product: probable 28S rRNA (cytosine-C(5))-methyltransferase
Exons: 6
Coding region: 108-1871 (587 amino acids)
Biological process (GO): rRNA base methylation
Cellular component (GO): nucleolus
Molecular function (GO): methyltransferase activity
Source: RefSeq, a predicted model, not a curated record
UGUCGUGAAUGUCGCAUGGUCAGCGUCACUCAUCAGUCGGCAUUAGUUGACUACCGAUCCAGGCGGAUAAUGUAAAUAUAAUUUUCCGAAAGUCUCGCCUCCGUAAUAUGUCGAAUGAAUUCGUGCAUUCCGUUGCGGUCCCACGUAUUUACAAAAUCACGGCCGACAUCGUGCGUCGCGUGCGUGAGGAUGGUGCCAGUCUGAAAAGUCUCAUUUACGAAAAGAAGCAUCCCAACGUGGCCGGCAUACACGCUCUCUCGGUGAAUACUCUACGAGCGCUACCUCAGUUAGACUUGCUUCUCGACAAGACCGAAAUUCUAACGGAACAACCGCGUUUGAAUCCCUGGCUAGCCAGAGUUCUCAUAACGGAGCUUCUGUGGCGCAAGAGAUGCCUCAAGAGCCGCUCCAAGCCAGUCUUAACCGUUUUAGCUUACGAGAAGAGACUGCGAGAGGAAUCAAAGAACCUUGGCUGCAUAGAGACUCUCGCCGUUGACAAGGAGAAAGGGCAAAAGCCUAGAUAUGUCCGCAUCAAUACUCUUCUGUUAUCAGUGGAAAAGGCCAUCUCUCUCUUCCAGGAAGAUGGAUGGCAAUUACUACCCAAAAGUACAACAUAUUCUUCAUAUCUACAAUCCUUGUCGCAGUUAUCUAAACCGCAUUUUAUACAAGAUCUACAUAUACCUGAAAUGUUGGUUUUUCCGCCCUCAACACCCUUUCACAAACACAGCAGCUAUGAAAAUGGCGAGCUUAUUCUUCAAGAUAAGGCCAGCUGUUUGCCGGUACACUUGUUAGAUCCUGUUAGUGGUUCAGUAGUGCUGGACAUGUGCGCCGCACCCGGCAUGAAGGCUACGUAUGUGGCAGCAAAAUUGCAAAAUUACGGUCAAGUUUAUGCCGUGGAGAUUGAUGCCAAGAGAUUUGAAACCUUAUUGAGUCAGAUAAGAAAGACUCGUUCCUCCUGCGUGGAAGCCCUUAAUCAAGAUGCCCUGACUCUCGAUCCAAAGCAAUAUUCACACGUGGAAUACAUUCUAGUCGAUCCGACUUGUUCUGGGUCAGGCAUUGCCGACAGACCAAAACAGAGUGACGUGGAUGGAAAACCCGAAUUACAACGCUUACGCAAUCUACAAUCGUUCCAAGUUUAUCUUCUUAGAUACGCCAUGUUCAACUUUCCAAAUGUAAAAAGAAUCAUCUACAGCACUUGUUCUUUACAUCCCGAGGAAAAUGAGCAAGUAGUAGACGAAGUUCUCGCCGAUAUUGGUGGCGCUUAUCGUUUGGUACCAGUUGGACAAUUGCUUAAAAAUAACUGGACAAACUUUAGCUCGAAAAAAUACAACUGCGGGGAUACAUGCUUAUAUUCCAAGCCAGAUGAUGAUUAUUGCAAUGGUUUCUUCGUAGCGGUAUUCGACAGGAAUUUUGACGUGACUCUGCCAAAGUGCAAACAUAAAGGGGGCAACGAGUAUAGAAGUUGUUUCGAAGCUAACUUGAAUGUCGAGAAAGAUGAAACAGCUGCGUACAAGAACGGAGAGGAAGAGAAGAAGAAGAGGAGGAAGAGGAAAGAAGAAAUUUCAACGAAUGUCGAUGAACAAGGAAAGAUGUCUGUAAUUCCCGAAAUGACAAGUAAUUUUAAUGAUAGAUUGGCAUCAAAUGAAUCAGAAGGUGUGAAAGAGAAAAUGUUGAAAAAGAUGAAAGUGAAAAAAUCAAAGCGUAAAAAUACACUCGAGGUAGAAAUAAAUAAUGACAAGUCGAAAACUGAAUAUGACGAGGAAGAACAAAAUAAGAAAAUUGACAGUCAACCGUCGAAGAUAAAAGAGGAAAAGGUAAAUGAAGAAACUGUAAUUGUAAUAUCGAAGAAGAGAAAAAGAAAUAAAAAGAAUUGAAUGAAAAGGAAAUGU